This is a messenger RNA of Dendrobium catenatum, 1508 nucleotides long. RefSeq names its product stearoyl-[acyl-carrier-protein] 9-desaturase, chloroplastic. NCBI's taxonomy places the organism in Eukaryota, Viridiplantae, Streptophyta, Magnoliopsida, Asparagales, Orchidaceae. The coding region runs from base 127 to 1317 and encodes 396 amino acids. The record is from RefSeq and is a predicted model, not a curated record. Gene Ontology annotation, biological process: fatty acid metabolic process. Gene Ontology annotation, molecular function: stearoyl-[ACP] desaturase activity. Gene Ontology annotation, cellular component: chloroplast stroma. The transcript is spliced from 3 exons.
CAGGUUACUGCCUUAGUCUCCUACAGUAUAAAGAGGGGCAGAGAGUUCCGAACAUGAAGCAAACCCGCGGCCUCCAUCCUCUCUCUGCUCGUUUAGGGUUUCUCUCCCCUCUUUCUCUCUCGAGAAAUGGCUUUGUCUAGUCUCUCUUCUCCACGGAACUAUUUCCAAAAAACGCUACGCUUAUCUGCUAACUCCACCAAAGCUACUGGAAGUUCCCCAAAGGUUUCCAUGACCUCCACAACUUAUACCGAAGUAAGCACUCAUAAGAAGCCUUUCAGACCUCCACAUGAAGUAGAAAAUCAAAUAAUUCAUUCCAUGCCAUCAGAAAAGAUGGAGAUAUUCAAGUCCUUAGAUAAGUGGGCAGAGCAGAACAUACUGACUCAUCUGAAACCAGUGGAGAGCUCAUGGCAACCUCAGGACUUCUUACCUUCUCCUGCAUCGAGUGAGUUCUAUGAGCAAGUGGAGGAACUGAGGAAGAGGGCUAAAGAGAUCCCUGAUGACUACUACGUAUGCUUAGUUGGGGACUUGAUCACAGAGGAAGCUCUUCCAACUUACCAGACAAUGCUGAACACCUUUGACGGUGUGAGGGAUGAAACAGGGGCAAGCCUCACAUCCUGGGCUAUUUGGACGAGAGGAUGGACUGCAGAAGAGAACAGGCAUGGGGACUUGCUUAAGCAGUAUCUUUAUCUUUGUGGAAGAGUGGAUAUGAGGCAGAUCGAGAAGACGAUACAGUAUCUAAUUGGUUGUGGGAUGUACAUAAACACAGAGAACAGUCCAUACAAAGGGUACAUAUACACGUCCUUCCAAGAGCGCGCCACUUACAUCUCACACGGCAACACGGCCCGCCACGCCAAGCUUUACGGCGACCUCAAACUAGCUAAGAUCUGCGGCACCAUCGCCGCAGACGAGAAGCGGCACGAGGCGGCCUAUUCGAAGAUCGUCGACAAGCUCUUCGAGCUCGACCCCGAUGGAGCCGUCAUCGCCUUCGCCGAUAUGAUGAAGAACAAGAUCACCAUGCCGGCUCACCUCAUGUUCGACGGCCGCGACCACCGCCUCUUCCACCAUUUCAGCGCGGUUGCUCAGCGCCUGGGAGUUUACACGGCUAAGGACUACGCAGAUAUUACGGAGUUUUUGGUUGGGAGGUGGAAGGUGGAGAGCCUCGUGGGUCUAUCUGAUGAGGGGCGGAAGGCGCAGGAUUUUGUGUGUAGGUUGGCGCCCAGGUACAGGAAGCUAGAGGAGAGAGCACAAGGACGGGCUAAACAGGGCUUCAGUACUGUGCGUUUCAGUUGGAUUUUCGACAGAGAAGUACAGGUAUGAGCUGUGGAAAUUUCCUGUGCUGUUCAAGAUAGGAAAUUUCUUAUAAAUCGGUUGUUAUAUAAUAUUAUGUUAAUUGAUGAAGAUUAAAGAUGUUGUGACUUCUUGAGACUCUACUUGAAUAGUAUUUAAAUACAGAAUAUGUAAUAUGACUGGUGUAUAUUGCGCUUCAUUAUAAUUAAGAUUUUGUUUUA